UAAAAGUGUCAAACGUACGUGUCAGUGCAAACAAUACACACAGAGAAGAGGAAAAAGGGAAAAAAAUAUAAAUAUUGACAUUGUUAAAUUGCUUUCUCUGAUCCGUAGAACUGUCUUAUUUUUCGUAAAUUAUCCUCUUCAUUUGAACUAUUCUUCAAAAUGAGUCAACCUCCAACGAUUGGUUGGAAUGAGAAAGUGAUUUCUGAUGGAUCCAGUUCAUCCAAUCAACAGACGUUGUAUCCUCGUCUUCCUCCCUCGGCUCCGAGUGAUGACGAUGAUAAUUGGCCAAAGAAGUGCAGUUCGGGAACUAAACACAAACGGUCCUCAUCAUCCAGCUCAUCAUCCAGCAGCACAAGUACUAGCUCAUCGGAAUCUGAUAAAAAUAAGGACAAAAACCUGACACACGAAAUGAAGAAAAAGGCGAGAAAGGAGGCGAAACGACUAAGAAGGGAACAAAAGCGUCAGCAUAAGCGCGAGAAGAAAGAGUACAAAAAAGCGAAGAAGUUGGAAAAGAGGCAGAAAAAAAUGGAACGUAAAGCACAGGAAGAAUCAUUGAUGGAUCAAGAUGAUUGUGGUCCACCAAUAUCUCUGAUGAACACUAAGGCCAGAGCCCCGCAAACCAAAGAGGACUACGACAAAAUUCAAAGCAAUAUCAGACGUGUUGUGGACCCAGAGACCGGGCGAACACGGCUGAUCAAAGGUGAAGGUGAAAUACUGGAAGAAAUCGUGACCAGAGAUCGUCACAAGGCAAUAAACAGGCAUGCCACAAAGGCCGACGGAGAAUUUUUCAAAUCCAGAACAGUCGGAUGGGCAGCUGAUUAAUGAUAUAAACAAUAAAAACGAGUUUGGUCAAUCACUGCACGUUCUAUUAUCGUGUACAUUACAUUAUUAUACUGGAGUGUACGCAUGCAAUGAUUGUACAAUGAAUUUCAAUUUGGUUCUACACUAUUAAUAAUACAGGAGUUGGGAUUUUUAUUCUGGUGGGUGAAGCACAUUUCCUUCUUCUUCUUCUUCUUUUAUUUGAAUUUCUAUAAAAAAAAUGCUGUGUCCUAUGUCAAUGAUAAAAUGAAUAAAAAAAGAUUUAAUUU
Molecule: messenger RNA, 1088 nt
Organism: Bradysia coprophila
Lineage: Eukaryota; Metazoa; Arthropoda; Insecta; Diptera; Sciaridae
Source: RefSeq, a predicted model, not a curated record